AUGUGUGUCGUGUCCGACAGACAUGAAAGCAUAAUACACGCAGUUUCUAAGGUGUAUCCUAUUGUUCCUCAUUUGGCUUGUAUAUGGCAUUUGUGGAAAAAUGUGACAAAGCAAUACACAACAAACAAUGAGGUGUUGAGUCCUAUAUUUUAUUCACCGGCGAAGGCAUACACCCAGGAUGAGUUUGAUAACUUGAUGGAGAAGAUUGGGAAUGUUGAUAUUGGGGUAAAACGAUACCUAGAAGAUGCUGGAAGGGAUAAAUGGUCUAGGCUUUAUUCACCUAUUAACAGAGGAUGGACAAUGACUUCGAAUAUAGCCGAAUGUAUUAAUGAAAAACUAGUUGCUGCAAGAGAGUUACAUAUUUUUGAUUUCCUUGAAGAAGUUGAAGCGUCAACUGAAUAUGUUUACACAGUGAAUGAUGGACCGAGGCGUUUCAUAAUCGAUUUGAAGAAGAAAACUUGCAGCUGUAGGAUGUUCCAACUGGAUGAGAUACCAUGUUCUCAUGCAUGGGUAGUAUUGAAAAAUAAAAAUUUGACUGCUGAUGCAUAUUGUUCGGAAUUAUUCAAGCCAGAAACAGUUGUGAACACAUAUGAUGUGCCGGUUGAUUCUCUUCCCGAUGAGACCGAGUGGAAUGUUCCUAUAAGUAUAUCAGAUGAAGUUGUUAUGCCACCGAUCUAUAAGAGACCCCCUGGGAGGCCAAAAAAGAAGAGGGACAAGCCAUUACAGGAGUUGAUGAUUGGUAAACGCAGGAAUGCUUGCGGUAAAUGUGGACGUCUUGGUCAUAACGGGUGUUCGUGUGAUAAUUCGUCGCUCAAUAAGAAGAAUAAAUAA
This is a messenger RNA of Lycium barbarum (goji berry), 831 nucleotides long. RefSeq lists its product as uncharacterized. Bases 1 to 831 code for a protein of 276 amino acids. The record is from RefSeq and is a predicted model, not a curated record. NCBI's taxonomy places the organism in Eukaryota, Viridiplantae, Streptophyta, Magnoliopsida, Solanales, Solanaceae. Gene Ontology annotation, molecular function: zinc ion binding; DNA binding; transposase activity. Gene Ontology annotation, biological process: DNA transposition. The transcript is spliced from 2 exons.